Messenger RNA from Prosopis cineraria, 1176 nucleotides. RefSeq lists its product as uncharacterized. Lineage: Eukaryota; Viridiplantae; Streptophyta; Magnoliopsida; Fabales; Fabaceae. Bases 1 to 1176 code for a protein of 391 amino acids. The record is from RefSeq and is a predicted model, not a curated record. The transcript has 4 exons.
AUGAUCAGCAAUAGUGAAGGUUGCUGCAUAUCCAUGGUUGUUGAUCACGCAUUUCAUCGGCAGAAAAUAAAUUUUCUAGGUAAACGAUUGUUGGCCGUAAACGAUUACGUAAAUUACCGAUCAACAGUAGCAUAUCCAUUGUUAGCUGGGUUGACCUGUAAGAUGGCAAGUUCUUCAGGAGAACAUAUAUUAUGUUUUUUCCAUAUAAGGGGGCAUUUUCAAAAUGAUGACCAAGGAAGUAUGCAAUAUGUUGGGGGGAGUGUUAAAACUAGAACAAUAAAGGAAGGGACAACAUAUGAAGAGUUGACAAGAAUGAUAUCAUCAAUUAUAGGGAAUGAAAGUAACAUAAUCAAGUUAAAAUUCACGAUCAAUAUUGAUGCAAGCACACUUGUAGAUCUAGUUGAUGAUGAUGGAGUAGAACAUCUGAUCAAAUAUAACAAACAAAGUAGACAUGUGUAUGUAGUUGCAAAUGGGAAUGACACCAUAGAAGCAUCAAUGGAUUGCCCAUUAGAGAACCAACAAGUGAUUGAUAAUUUAUUGAGAGUUUCAGAUGGAUGCUCUUUCUCUCUACCAAGUAUCUAUCCUGAGAUUGAAGACUUGGAAUUGGCAUGCGUUGUACAAAUGUUAACUACACCAAUACCUGAAAUGAGUUCUAUGAAAUGGAAGGAUUUGUUAGUAGGUAAAGGGCAGUUUUUUCCUAAUGUUGAUGCCUUUAGACAAGCAUUGUACAAGUAUAGCAUCUCCUAUAAGUUUUCAUACAAGUUUAAGAAGAAUAACAAAGAGAAAAUCAUUGCAUAUUGCAAGGUAGAGGGCUAUGAAUGGAACAUUGCAACAUAUUCAAUGGGGAAAGAUAAUGAGAUUUUAAGGGUUAUAAAAUUCAACAAUGAUCACACCCAUAAUGCGCAAGACAACCUUAUUGUGUCACACCCGACAAGGUUAAAAUUAACAUCAUCAAUCAUGGUUGAUGCUCUAAGGUCUAAUAUAGAUAAAGGUGCCAAUGAACUUGCAAGAGACUUGUAUAGAGAGUACGAUGUGCGAUUGAGUUACAGUCAAGCCUAUAGGGGAAGAGAAAAAGCAUUGCGGGAAAUACAUGGUCGUGCAGAAGAUUCUUAUAGCAUAAUCCCUUGGAUUUGUGAUCGAUUAAUGGAAACUGAUCCGAUGACAGUUGCAAAAUAG